UCCACUUUUCAAGAUGGCAGCCCACAUGGCAAGAUUGUCUAAAAAUUGUUUAUCCUUCUUUAAUCUUUAUCGACUAGGUACUGGCAGCAAACAUUUAUUGGGACCAUCUGCAGAAACUUUACUGUGUAGAUGUUUCAGCAGCACACAAUUUAUUCAGACAGACGGAAGUCAUGCAAUAGUAGAAACAGCUGAUGGUGAUACGAUUGUGUGUUACCACCCGUCAGAACCUUUCCCAUAUGAACACACAAAGCCAAUUCUAAGACCAGACCCAUCCAAACCAGAGGAGACAACAGACUCUAUCCUCAAGAUGAAAAUGACGCAGGAACAAUGGAGUAAAGAAAAGAAGGGGCCGAAUUAUAACGAGCUUGCCAAGAUGUUCUACACAACAAAGCAUAGGUGGUAUCCACUGGGUAUCAGAAGGAGAAUGAAGGUCAACAGAAACCCACCUCGUGAUCGUCCAUACCUUUAAUGCUCUUCACUGGACAAACCUGUAUGAUGCCAUAAAUGAACACCACUUGAGUGAACUUUUGGAUACCGUUCCAGGCCUGGAAUUUCAUCUUUGAGAUGGCAAGGCCAUUUUCCUUUUUAAAGGGGCACUGACUUGCAUUGUACAAUCUUUAAGUCAAGAGAUACUUUUGAAGGCCAAGACAAGGGCAACGGACCUUCGUGUACUUCAAGGCCUACCGUUUGAAUACUCAACAUGCAUAAGAAGACUUGAAUGUACCCUUUGUAUAUAUAGGAAUGGCGAAUAACCAAGUGUGUCUGUUUAUAAAUGUUAUAAAUGUUUUUUCAAUAAAAAAAACCCAAUGAUUGAUAGAAGGCUAACUUUGCAUAGUGGGAGUAUAUUCAGGUGAUUUUUUAUUUUGCUUGCGAUAGCACCUCGUGUAAAUCUCUCCUGAGAAGUAGCAUCCUCCUCAAGACAAUCUGAUCAUGGUGCUAUCGCAAAAAUAAUGAAAGUGGCUUCUUACAUAUAUAUAUCGCUCAUAUCCAGCACUCGGUGUCGCUCAAGGCGUUCCAACAUUCAGUAUUUUCCUGCUAGGUAUGUGGGGGGCUACAUUUAAAGUAUGAGACCUACUCCCUUUACACAGCACCACGUAUUGGUUUACAAGGUGCUGAGAAACAAUAUGCAACCGUUCAAACCAGGAACAAUGAGGCAAACCGGGUCAACCCCCUUUUAUCCAAAUUCUCCUUAUGCUACCAUUGUUUUUUAUAUAAAAAAAAGUUAAUGCAAUAAUGGAGCAUAAAUUUGUGUGCGUAUUGCUUCUCACUUAAACAAAGACAGGUAUGUAACUUUAAUUGUUGUCAAAUCCUAGUUGUAUUACCUGGUAUUAAAAAGACUUGUAAAAGCUAUGGCUGAUGUCAAGGAAGUGA
Asterias rubens (European starfish) is the source of this 1371-nucleotide messenger RNA. Its product is annotated as 39S ribosomal protein L42, mitochondrial-like. Lineage: Eukaryota; Metazoa; Echinodermata; Asteroidea; Forcipulatida; Asteriidae. The coding region runs from base 14 to 469 and encodes 151 amino acids. Gene Ontology annotation, cellular component: mitochondrial large ribosomal subunit. The record is from RefSeq and is a predicted model, not a curated record. The transcript is spliced from 6 exons.